This is a messenger RNA of Gadus chalcogrammus (walleye pollock), 1507 nucleotides long. RefSeq lists its product as uncharacterized. Gene Ontology annotation, molecular function: transmembrane signaling receptor activity. The transcript has 6 exons. The record is from RefSeq and is a predicted model, not a curated record. Bases 83 to 877 code for a protein of 264 amino acids. Gene Ontology annotation, biological process: cell surface receptor signaling pathway. Lineage: Eukaryota; Metazoa; Chordata; Actinopteri; Gadiformes; Gadidae.
AAGACAUCACAGCAAGAAUCAGUCUGUCGGAGAAUCAGUCGGUGUUAUGAAUCUAACGCUCAGUAGCGUGUUAUGAAGUCCAAUGUUCUGGCUGACUUUAAUCCCGGUCCUGCUGCACCUCACCCGGGGAAACAGUCCAUGCUUUGGCCGUUCUCUGGGGAUCAGCCCAUCCAGGACUCAGUUCUUCAAACGGGAGAGUUUCACGUUAUGCUGCGGAGCUGAUGAGCAUAUAAUGACUGACUCUAAAUCAGCUUGCUCUCAGAAGAGCCAUGAAUGUAAUAUUACACUGGCAGGAAUACAUCACAAGGGUUCUUACUGGUGUGACCGCUCUGGAGAACGAGGGGAAGCGGUCAACAUCACAGUGACUGAAGGGUCUGUGAUCCUAGGGAGUCCUGUCCACCCUGUACCAGAAGGAACUUCUGUUACACUUCGCUGCCUGACGUCCCUAAAGUCCAGUAAACAGUUGGUUGUUGUGACCCCAAUAAACCAGUCCUGUACCUUCUCCAAAGAUGGGCGGCUCAUUGGGGUCGGUUUGACGGGAGAGAUGAGUUUUGCUGCUGUCAACAGAUCUUAUGAAGGCCUCUACAAGUGUACCUUCUCUGAUGCCGAGUCUCCAGGGAGCUGGCUGGCUGUCAGAGCAACCUCCUCUCCCGAAUCCCUCCCUCCCACAUCCUUCCCCCCCUCCCAUCACCAUCGUUUCCUCUAUGCUGUUCGGGCCGUCCUCUUAUUGGUUCUUCUCGGGGUAUUUGGCGGAUGCUGCUGGAGGACACACAAAGAACCUGAAGAAGCUGCCUCAGAGGAUGUGACUGAUGGGGAUGUAAUGUUAAACAGAACAGAACAGAAGAAAGAUCCGGAAACAAAUACACACAAAGUUUAGAGCAUGUUUUCAUCACUGUUUACAGCACAAUGUAAUCAGGGUAUGAAAUGUUAAUGUAGGUGAUUCUGCAGUGCUUAACAUUUUCAAAACUAGCAGGCCACAGUGGUCUGUGCUCAAUCUUCCCCUUUUGUCCUAUCAUUUUUACACAUUGUGAUCAUCAAUUGUCAAGCGUGUUAUGUGAGGAGGAUCAAUUUAUUUUUAAACAGCGCUAGAUAAGUCAGACCGCGAGACUACCUGCAUGUCAGGACAAAGUCUGUGACCUCAGCCCAUCAGAACACCACUUCCAUCUCUGCAGUUUUCUGAGGUUACAUAAAAAACUGUCAAAUUAAGUCUAAAGCGAGGCAAUAUAUAUCUAUUCAAAAAGGAGGGGAACGUUCUAAAAUCUGUCUAUUAAUGGUUUGUUUAUUUGUAGCUUAAAAAAUUCUACAUUACACAUGCCUUGUGUUUGAUUAUGUUGCUGUUUGCUAUUUGCCCGUGGUUACUACUGCUGGAGGCAUGAGAUGAACAUAUAAUGCUGUCAUGAGAAAUAGAGAUAAGAGAUGUAUCUAAUUUAGUGUGUCUUAGCUAUUCUUCUGGAACUGUGAAAUGAAGAAGACAUUUUGUCAGAUGCCGGUUGCUUACUAUCACCAA